CUCAUAUACACCCUCUGUCGACAUUUCAGCACUGGAUUGGUGUGGGACAGCUCCCGUUCUCCUUGUUGCUGGGAUUACUGUUUGAUUGUUGACAGUGGAUUGUCUGUCUGCCUGCCUAUACCACUGGGCCUGUGGAUUUGCAGGCUCUGAGAGCUUCUUCUCAUAAUGUUGCUGCAGUAGCAGUGCUAGGAUUGGCUUUUCUCUCUCUCUUACUCUGCCGUCCCUCCAUGAGAGGCAGUGUGCAGUCCCAGGGCUGGUGGGGGGAGCAGGUGCUAUCCUCUCUCUCUCUCUCUCUCUCUCUCUCUCUCUCUCUCUCUCUUUCUCUCUGAGCAGCAGCAGUGUCUCUGGCAUGAGCGUUUGCAGCGCGAUGUUGGUGCAUCUGUGAGCCCAGAGUAAAGGAAAAUGAAUAAAUGAAAUAACGAGGGCAGAAAAUAAUAAGAAAACAAGAAUAAAAACAGAGACAGGGUGAUCACAGAAGAAUAUUAAUAAAGCAAGAAGAAGGAGAAAGCUCUUGGAUAUUCUCUCUGUGUCUGUCUGCCUCUCACUCUCCGUCACUGUGGUGGAAUGUAGCAGCGUACGGCAGGAUUUUUUUCUUCUCUUGAAAUGACAGUCAACGGAAAGACUGACAUACUGUGCCGGAGAGCCGUGGCAACCCAAGCAGCAGGACCAGGAGAGCAGAGGGAGGCAGAGCACUGAGGAGGUGCGAAAGAAUAGGGGGAUUCAGACCCCCAGCUGCUUAGCUUGUUGGUCUGUGUGCUUUUUUUUUCUGUGCUGCUGCAACUGCUAUUGCUGCUUGGGAAUUAUACAACUCAGGAGCUGCUCGGGAAAGGUAGGCACGAGUGGAAAGUGAACGAGUGUUUUUUUGGAAUUCACUGGGAAUGAGCUGAGUCAGCGUUGAAUCUAAGCUGCAGUAAAGAGCCCCCACUGAUCCUUCGAAUGAGGGAGUGAGAGAAGGAGGAAGAAAAUCAAGAAAACAACAUUAAGAAAAUUAAAAUGGUUUUAUUUCUUCAGUAGAGGCGAUGUCUAGCUGCGAACUGACUGCAACUCCCCCAGAGGAAGGAUUUACAGAUUAUAUUUAAAGAUAUUAGAUAUAUCUAUCUAUAUAUAUUUUUGGAAAUAUAUAUUUUGUUUUGCCUGGGAUUAAAAUUUCUAUACUGUACUGUGUUUUGUUUUUAUCCGGGGCUUCAUUAUUUUUCCUUCAAAACAAAAAAUCUUAAAUAUAUUUAUUCUGUAUUUCUAUUUCUACACACUCUCCUCCCCGCUCUCUCUGUCUAUUUCUGCUGCUCCUCGAUGCCUAGUAUUGCUUGUUGCCCCUCUGCUCAGUCCUGCCCAUGCGCCACUUCCCCCUACCCCAGGGGUUAACCCUUUCUGCUCCAGCAGGAUGAGCGAGGCUGUGACGCCUGCUUUGUCGGGGGCUGUGAUCUCAGAGGAUCCAGAGGGGGCUGCAGGGGGUUCUGAGCAGCCCUCCCCCCCUGAGCCUGGACCCCUGCGCUGUGGCAGCUGUGCCCUGUGGCCCCGGCAGCAGACCUGGCUGUGCGUGGUGCCCCUGCUCAUUGGCUUCAUCGGCCUGGGCCUUAGCCUCAUGCUGCUCAAGUGGAUCGUGGUGGGCUCGGUCAAGGACUACGUCCCCACGGACCUGGUGGAUGCCAAGGGGAUUGGGCAGGACCCCAUCUUCCUAUCCAAGCCCAGCACCUUCCCCAAAAACUCAGAGACUACUACAGCCACAGUAGCCAGCAGAACUCAACCUGGGCUGGGAAGCCACAGCACCACCACAGCCUCCAGCGCUGGCGCGGUGGGCCCUGCCGGCUCCGGCAGCUUCACGCCACGCCCCCCCAACCGCAUCAGCACCCGCAUCACCACCACCACCACGCGGACCCCCAGGCUGCUGCCCCCAGGGGGCCGGGGAGUGACCCCACGAGGCACCACGGUCCGCAGAGUGACCACGGGCACCAGUGCCGGGACGGAAUCAGUGGUGCCCACAGCUGCAGUAACCCCAACGAUGGAAGCUCGCCAGGAGCCCACUGCCCCGCCCUCGCCCUCGCCCUCAGGGCGCUUCUACCUUCACGAUUCGACAGCUGUGUGGACCCUCGGUCACUUUCCAGCAGAGAGCUCGCCCGCCGUGCCCACUCGACCCCCCCUGCGCACCAAAACACGUGAGUCCAUUACGGGGCCAUACUGUUGA
Molecule: messenger RNA, 2182 nt
Organism: Acipenser ruthenus (sterlet)
Lineage: Eukaryota; Metazoa; Chordata; Actinopteri; Acipenseriformes; Acipenseridae
Product: pro-neuregulin-3, membrane-bound isoform-like
Exons: 1
Coding region: 1382-2182 (266 amino acids)
Biological process (GO): animal organ development; nervous system development; intracellular signal transduction
Molecular function (GO): chemorepellent activity
Source: RefSeq, a predicted model, not a curated record